UUCCUUAUAGUAGGCUAGAAGAAGAAGAAGCAGCAGCCACGCAACGCCGCUUCCCCUUCUGGCUGUAAUGGCGAUGGCGGCGACGUCGGCGAGCGGCGGCGCCGGCUGCUUCCCCAGGCCUCCUCCCUCCGGCGGCGAGGAGAAGAAGCAAGAUGAGGAGGGGCAAUGCUUUCUGGAUGGAAUGGACUUGCUCAAGGAUGCGACGGAGAACAAGCGCUUCCUCCCCACGGGCCUUCAAGGGUACUCCUAUCUUCAAUCGUCGACGCGCUUCUUGGAGGCGGCCUGCGCCAAGGUCAGCUCACUGAAAUAACCGGCCAAUCGUCCUCCGGUAAAACACAGGUCUGUCUUUGUUCUGCUUCACAUGUGGCAGCCAGGCAGUUGGGUGUUGUUAUGUACUUGGAUACUAGCAAUUCCUUUUCCCCUAGCCGCAUUGCUCGAAUAGUUGAUGGAUUCCCCAUCUCUUUGGUCAGAGAGCCAAAGAAUGUGCGACUCGAGAGGGUCAUGAGCAGCAUCAUUUGUAAGUCAGUCUUUGAUAUAUUCGAUUUGUUUGAAGUGCUACAUCAACUUGAAUUGUCACUGAAGAGCAAGGUAAACAAUGGGGGUAACAAGAUAUGCUUGCUUAUCAUUGACUCAAUAUCGUCUAUACUUGCUCCCAUCAACGGUGGGAAGUAUCCACGAGGGCGAUCGAUGAUGAUAUCAGUGGCUAUGAUUCUAAAGAAGCUAGCAUAUGAGCAUAAUCUAUCUGUUCUGGUUACUAACCAUAUGGUUGCUGGGAAUGGAGCUCCCAAGCCUGCUCUUGGUGAGAGCUGGAAAACUGUUCCACAUGUCCGCUUGGUGAUAUCUCGUGAGCGUGGUAGCAAAAUCUGCGCAGCAACUGUGCUGAAGCACACACUACUGGCUUCGGGCCGUGUUAUGAAAUUUGCCGUACCAAGCUGAAUUCAGCAACUUGAUGCUUCAUAUAUAACCAGAAGGGAACUGAUCUUUGUAGUUCAAGCUAUAGAAAGAACUUCACCCGUAAGGGUAACCUUUUGAUUUACCUUGGCUUUAUGUUCCAGGCCAUUUGUAUAUUAAUCCAAUGGUUUUUGCAUGUUGCCUGCGUCCGUGGUAUCACGCUUAACUGAUCCAUAUAUAUAGUUUCUUGGUAAACUGAAUGUAUCAGAAACAUUCAGUUUUCAAGUUUUUGUUUCUUCAAUUAUUCACUGUGAAUACUGGAAAAUGGUAGUUUCCCAUCAGUGGAUAAAAUUGAAUGAAAUUAUAUUUGUUCCUUGUU
Messenger RNA from Oryza sativa Japonica Group (Japanese rice), 1270 nucleotides. Its product is annotated as DNA repair protein RAD51 homolog 4. Gene Ontology annotation, biological process: DNA strand invasion; double-strand break repair via homologous recombination; telomere maintenance. Gene Ontology annotation, molecular function: ATP binding; ATP-dependent DNA damage sensor activity; single-stranded DNA binding. The record is from RefSeq and is a predicted model, not a curated record. Gene Ontology annotation, cellular component: replication fork; Rad51B-Rad51C-Rad51D-XRCC2 complex; centrosome. Lineage: Eukaryota; Viridiplantae; Streptophyta; Magnoliopsida; Poales; Poaceae.